Molecule: messenger RNA, 1761 nt
Organism: Alternaria atra
Lineage: Eukaryota; Fungi; Ascomycota; Dothideomycetes; Pleosporales; Pleosporaceae
Exons: 1
Coding region: 1-1761 (586 amino acids)
Biological process (GO): protein phosphorylation
Molecular function (GO): protein kinase activity; ATP binding
Source: RefSeq, a predicted model, not a curated record
AUGGCCGAAGUAGCUGGGGUUGCGCUCGCUAUUGCACCUAUCGUGUUCAAGGCAGUUGCAGAGGGAAUGAAGAUACUAGACGAAACGGUCCGCUUCGACGAAGACACGGAAGAUCUAGUAAUUCGGAUCGAGACAGCAAAGGCUCAUCUGAACAUAUGGGCUACAAGCGUUGGGCUCGCCGAGGGCGAGCUUGUGCCAGCUUUGCACCCGUUGAACGAGCUCAUUGUGAGAACGUUACAGCGCAUCGAGGCACUCGUUACCGGUCUCCAGCAACAGGAGAAUAAGUAUGGUCUGGAAUGCAGGGACGCUGCUAACUCAGAACCUAAAAAAGCGACCGCUAUGGCGGUGCAGAUGAGGCGAAGUUUACACCGUGUAUUGAGGAGCUCAAACCCAGAGAGGAACUUGGUAGCGUUGAUCCAAGCCGAGCAAUCAGAAGAGCAUUCCACCAGCCAGAAACAGAACAGUGUUGCAAGACGUCUGCGUUGGGCUAUCCGCGACAAAGAGAAAUUCGAGCACUUUGUCGACACACUAGAAAAACACGUGAAUGGGCUGCAAAAGCUUAUCUUCGAGAACCAGCGGAAAGAAGUACAGCAGGAAGGAACGCGCUUUAAUUUCCAGAUCGUCCAAGAGACAUCCGACAUGGAGCGGCUCUCACUGCUGCAGAAUGCUUCACCGUAUGAGGAGAGCUUCUCAGAGGUAGACGUCGCGUAUCUAGCACAAUGCAAGGUCAUAUCACUGCAAAACGCACCAUCCUUACCAAGAAGUCAAUCUCAAACGGGUGAUUGGAGUCUCCGUGAUAUGACUCCUGGAGACCUGGCUAAAACGCGUUUCCUCAAGCCUGGUCAUGACAAUCCUGAGGUUGCAUACCUUUAUGAGAAGAAGGACUAUGAUCCAAAUAUCUCAGAAGAGGACAAAGAUCUUCUGCAAGAGCGAAUUCGCAAACUAGUCUCGCUUUUGGGCAAAACUGGUAACCAACGCCAUCUUCAAACUCUGCAAGCAGUUGGAUACACAGAUGAUCCAGAUCGCCACUGCUGGUGGAUCGUCUUCCGUUUCCCACUAAGUCCGCUCGAUACUCCAGAAAUGAUCGCAAGCGAGCCCCUGUCUUUGCGAAAGCUCUUCCAUUCCUCCUUCAAGCCUGCGCUCGAGACACGAUACAAGCUAGCCAAGCGUAUAGUAUAUACCUUUGCUAGGCUCUAUGGCAGCGACUGGAUGCACAAGAGCAUUAACAGUAACAACAUCAUAUUUCCGCAAGCCUACUCCACGAAGGCUCUAGUUGGGUUCCGACAGAUCGAAACCGCCUUGGUUCAAGGCUUCGGCUACUCGCGUCAGCACACUGAGGCCCAGACGAUUGACCGCGGAAAAGUUCUCCAUGACCUAGAAGCAGCCAUAUAUCGGCAUCCAUUGUAUCAGGGUGAAGCAGCCUCUGGAUAUCAGGUCCAUUACGACAUCUACUCCUUGGGUUUGGUGCUGUUUGAGAUUGCGAUCUGGUCUCCUCUGAUGGCCUUGCUGGCUGCAAGAUACAAGCCCGAAAAGGCACCACUGAUUGCUUUGUCGCCAGACAUGCGACAAUUCUAUGAGUUGGAGGCGAAGGAACUUCACAGAAGGGUCAACUUACGUAUUGAUGAAGAGGUCGCGUAUCGCAUGGGCACGAAAUACAAGAACGCGGUUCAUUGGUGCUUAAACUUGAGAGGGCCGGUAACUGCGAUCGAGUUCUACAACACAGUCGCUAUUCCAUUAGACGAACUCUGCAGCUUGGGUUAG